ACCAAUGAAUGGAAAAAUGUCAAAGCAAAAAUCCAAAUCUGCUACAACACGCGGGUUUUGCGGCCAAAAUUCUACCGUGGCGAUUUCCUACCGCUAAACUUACCUGGAACCAGAGUGUUCCGGAACGCCUCAGGUAUGGAUAUCUUUACAAUAGACACGGUCGGUUCAACUGCCGCAAGUGUUAGUUCCAGCAAGCCACUUGUCCAGGUACAUUCGAGCUACAGAAGUGUUUUCAGUGGCCAAAGUGCAGCAUCGAGCCCAGCCAAAAUCGACUUGGAGCAAAAAAACCAGGACUCGGAAGAUGAAAGCGAUGAUGAUUAUGGAGGAUUGCCUCCCCCAAGCAAGGAUAUUUUUGAAAUUCUUAACACCAACUUGCUGGGUGAAUCUUCGUCAAGACCCACAUCAACAUACUUGAACCACCACACGAGGCCAGCCAGCUCAAGUCAAACAACUGUCGGGGUAGCCGAACUUGCUAGUACCAAUGUCGAUGGUCACAUGAAAAUGGCUGUGAUAACACCGGCUACGGAAAAACAGAAAGACCUAGCCAAACUGUCGAUGACUGAUCGACAAAUUCAGGAGCUGAACAGAAAAGAACGUGCCAAAAGUAAGGGUAAAAAUUGGUUCGAUCUUCCAGCACCAGAAAUGACCGAUGAGGUCAAAAAUGAACUCGAGCUUCUGCGAAUGCGUUCCGUGCUAGAUCCCAAACAUUUCUACAAACGUAGUGAGAUGAAAACACUACCAAAAUAUUUCCAGAUCGGCAAAGUCAUGGACUCCCCGCUUGACUAUUACAAUGAAAGAGGUUCGAAGAAAGCUAAUUCGAAAACAUUGGUCGAUGAACUGCUAGAAGAUGCAGCUUUCCAGAAAUACAACAAAAGGAAAUAUGCCGAAGUUCUAGAGAAACGGAAAAAGAAGGCGUACUAUAAAGCUAGUAUGAAAAUGAAAAAAUUAAAGAAGAAAAAGAAAUAAAUAAUGCAAUACUUACUCAA
Molecule: messenger RNA, 986 nt
Organism: Uranotaenia lowii
Lineage: Eukaryota; Metazoa; Arthropoda; Insecta; Diptera; Culicidae
Product: deoxynucleotidyltransferase terminal-interacting protein 2-like
Exons: 4
Coding region: 136-966 (276 amino acids)
Biological process (GO): RNA processing
Cellular component (GO): nucleolus
Molecular function (GO): RNA binding
Source: RefSeq, a predicted model, not a curated record